Messenger RNA from Mizuhopecten yessoensis (Yesso scallop), 8883 nucleotides. RefSeq names its product multidrug resistance protein 1B-like. The transcript has 25 exons. The coding region runs from base 454 to 4503 and encodes 1349 amino acids. NCBI's taxonomy places the organism in Eukaryota, Metazoa, Mollusca, Bivalvia, Pectinida, Pectinidae. Gene Ontology annotation, biological process: transmembrane transport. Gene Ontology annotation, molecular function: ATP binding; ABC-type transporter activity; ATP hydrolysis activity. The record is from RefSeq and is a predicted model, not a curated record. Gene Ontology annotation, cellular component: membrane.
CACACGAUGAUGUGUCAUAUAUACAAAAACUGUAUAUGAUAUCGUCCUAGAUUGUGACCAGCAGAGGUAUCGUGUAUCACUUUACAGCAGGAAAGUUUCCAGAAUACAGAUUUGUUCAUCUCUGUUGGUGUUGGCUACAGGUUUGGGGUAGAAGGUUAAAUAAUGAACAGAAUAUUCAAAUAGAAGUUGCAUCAUUUACGGUACGUAUGGAUUAGGUAUAAAAGCCAGCAUAACUAGUCUGAUUUUAACCAGCAGUGGGGUACGUUGGAAAUACUGUUUACCUGACACACUGUGUAGUGAAGAGAAUCAAUGUUUAGAUGACUAAAGGCGUUCGGGAGUGUUAUUUAAAGAAAAAAAGAGUCCAUAUUUUGACCUUACUGUGUUAAUGUUGGUUAAUUCAUGCUUUCAUAAAAGAUAUAGUUUACACGUUAUCCCACUACCAAACAAAAGGCGAUGACGAGGGAAAGGUCACAAUUCAAUGUAAACGGAGUCAAGCGUGGCGGAGAUGUGGCAUACAAUGGCGAUUCAUAUGGAAAAUACAUAGUUAACAAACAUGACGAGGCACCUCAAGGACAAGGGGGGAUUCUAUCCAACGGACACGAAAACAAAGAGAGGACUCACGACGCGAAAGAAAGACAUGUCCCUAUUCCAGAUGUAAAGUUUGAGAAAGACGAAGCAAGCCAACCAAAAAGAGAAACAGACUCAGAUAAUGGACUGAAGAUUGGAGUCUUUGGACUUUUCCGGUACGCGACGUGUAUAGAUAAGGUGUUGCUAUGUAUUGGGACUCUGUGCGCUGCCGUCAGUGGCUGUUGCGUCCCAUUAAACCUCUAUGUGUACGGCCAGGUAGCCAACGCAUUGAUCCUGAACGAUCUGUUCCAAUCUUUUAUAUCAAAUUUGAAUGGGACUUUCCCGCCGGACAACUUUACGGCACCCAAUGGAAUGACGUUUGGUGAACUGAAAGAGUACGAAGACAUUUUUAACAUAGCACAAGGGUACGCCGUCUGGUUCUGUCUGCUCGCUGUGGGUGUGUUUAUAUUUGGCUCUUUGUCAGUGAUGUGUUACAGCUCUACAGCAGAACACCAGAUCUAUACGAUUCGGCAGCAGUUCUUCCAGUCAGUAAUGAGACAGGGAAUCAGCUGGUUUGACAUGCAUGACAGUGGAGAGUUGAGUUCAAGGUUAACACAGGAUAUUCAUUUGAUAUCAGAUGGUAUCGGCGACAAGUUUGCGACCAUGAUCCAGUGGUUUACUACGUUUGUAGCUGCCUAUAUUAUUGCGUUUCUGUCGGGGUGGAAACUUGCCCUGGCGACGGUUGGCUUCUGUCCAGUUAUCAUUAUAACAGGGGGAUCCUUAGUAAGGUUCAUGCGCAAUUUAGCCAAGGAAGAAUCCGACGCUUAUUCCAAAGCAGGUUCUGUAGCAGAGGAAGCCCUAGGAAACAUAAAAACAGUGAUGGCCUUCAACGGACAAAGCAAAGAGUGCGCUAGGUACAAUAGUCACCUAUCCCAUGCUAAGUCUAAUUCUGCCAAGAAAGGGGUCUUGGUAGGACUCAGUGGCAGUGUACUUUGGCUGUUACUGUAUGGAGCCUUCGCGGUUGCAUUUUGGUACGGAAUCAAACUGAUACAGGACCAGGAAAGUGGAUUUGAUCCAGGAAGUACGCUCACGGUUUUUCUUGGGGUAAUGAUUGGGUCUAUGUCCCUCGGAAAUGCCUUCCCCACUCUCGAGAUUCUGGCUAAUGCCCGUGGAGCUGCACAAAAAGUCUACGAGGUCAUUGAACUUAUCUCUGAGAUAGAUCCUGUCUCAACAGAAGGCAAAACACUGGAGAAUUACGAGGGUAACAUUGAGUUAAGGGACGUCUUCUUUGACUACCCUGCCCGUCCAGAUACGCCGGUACUGCAAGGCAUGAGUUUAAAGGUCGGCGUGGGUCAAACAGUGGCGUUGGUUGGUUCGAGUGGAUGUGGCAAAAGCACAGUGAUACAGCUGCUGCAGAGGUUCUAUGACGCAGAGCUUGGUCAGGUGUUGCUGGAUGGUCAUGAAGUUAAAACGUUAAACGUAAACUGGCUACGAAGACAAGUUGGCGUGGUCAGUCAAGAGCCAAUUCUAUUUGCCACCACAAUCGCUGAGAACAUUCGGUAUGGACGACUCGAGGUCACCAUGGAGGAAAUCAAGACAGCUGCUCGGGAAGCCAAUGCUCACGAGUUUAUAUCUGAGUUUCCAGAGGGCUAUGAAACGUUAGUGGGAGAGAGAGGUGCCCAGAUGAGUGGAGGACAGAAGCAAAGAAUAGCCAUCGCCCGGGCCUUAGUCAGAAACCCCAAGAUUUUACUACUCGACGAGGCUACAUCAGCUCUAGACAACGAGAGCGAGGCUGUUGUACAGAAAGCGCUCGAAAAAGCUCAGGAGGGACGAACAACCAUUGUCAUUGCCCACCGUCUGUCGACCAUACGUAAUGCAGAUAUUAUCUAUGGCAUAGAUGAUGGACGAGUGAUGGAGCAUGGCACACAUGAUGAGCUGAUGCAGGAGGAAGGGCUGUAUUGUCAUCUCGUUAAUCAACAGAGUCACAAUUCGGACGUGGCUGAAGAAGUGGCUGAUGAGCUUGAGUCUAAGUUGUUUGAUGUCAAUGAUAAAAAGAAUGAUACAUUCACCGACGAGAUUCACCCCAAUUCCAAGAAUAACAAGAAGAGGGAAUUGGUGUUAAAUCAGAGAAGGGCAUCGACGACAGGAAAAGAAGAAGAUGAAGAAGAGGAUGUCCCGGAAGUGUCUGUAGGAAAAGUUCUUCGUAUGAACUCGCCAGAAUGGUACCUAAUUCUAGGUGCCUGUAUGUGUUCCACAUUGGUCGGAGCUAUACAGCCCUCCUUUGGCCUCGUCCUGGCAGAGUUUCUCACUGUUUUCACAAUACCCAAAGAGGAGCAAACAGACCAGUCCAACCUGUUAGUUGGCAUUAUCAUGUCCAUAGCCGUCGGCAACGCUGUUCUUCGACUGUGUAUGAGCAUAUGUUACUCCACAGCUGGUGCAAGGUUAACCGCACGGUUCAGGACACUUGCAUUUAAAUCUAUAAUGUGGCAGGACAUUCCAUUUUUUGACGAUCCCAAGAACCGUGUAGGAACCCUGACAACCAGACUGGCGCGUGACAGUGGCUUGGUACAGGGGGCUGCAGGCAACAAGCUUGGAGCAGUCCUGGAGUCUCUAGCAACUGUUACCGCCGCUCUGGUCAUUGCAUUCAUAAACAGCUGGAGAUUGACCCUCGUGGUCUUGGCAUUUAUGCCCUUAAUGGUUUUGUCAGGUGUUGUACAUGGAAAAAUGUUGACAGGCUUUUCUAAGGGAGAUAAAACUGUCACUGAGGAGUCCGGCAAGCUUACUAGCGAGGCCAUCAACAACAUACGCACAGUAGCCUCCCUUACCCGGGAACAAUCCUUUAUUGACAAGUAUAAUAACUUCUUGAACGCCCUUUACACAAAUGGUAAAAAACGAAGUGUGCUCCAAGGGGUUAUGUAUGGUCUAUCACAAUCAAUUAUGUUCUUUGCCUACGCUGCUACGUUUACGUACGGAGGUUACCUUGUACAGUACGAAAACCUGCCAUUUGAAAGUGUGUUUAAGGUCUUCGCUGCUAUCGUUUUCGGUGGAAUGUCUGUUGGAAGACAGAGCUCCUAUGCACCAGAUUACAACAAAGGCAAACUGGCCGCAUCUCGCCUAUUCCAGUUAAUAGAGAUGAAAGCAACAAUAGACACAGCGAGUGAGGAGGGUAGCGUUAUGACUGAAUUUCGUGGCAGUAUAUUACUCGAUGGCGUUCAUUUCCACUACCCAACUCGACCGGAAGUUGAGGUACUGCGUGGGUUAUCCAUGAUUAUCCAGCCGGGGGAGACAGUGGCCAUUGUGGGCACGAGUGGUUGUGGUAAAUCUACUACGGUACAGCUGCUGGAGAGGUUCUACGACCCGGAGGGAGGAUGCAUUCUGGCAGACGGUAACGACAUAAAAUCUCUGAAUCUGAAGUGGUUCCGCAAUCAGAUAGGCAUUGUUUCCCAGGAGCCCUGUCUGUUUGACUGCAGUAUUGCAGAAAACAUAGCGUACGGAGACAACAGCAGGAUUGUACCGAUGGAUGAAAUUAUCUCAGCAGCACGAAAAGCCAACAUACACCAAUUUAUUAACAGCCUGCCAGAUGGUUAUGACACGAAUGUUGGAGAUAAGGGGACACAACUCAGCGGAGGGCAAAAACAAAGGGUGGCCAUAGCGAGGGCACUUAUACGCAACCCAAAAGUGUUGCUCCUAGACGAAGCUACCUCAGCACUCGACGCAGAAAGUGAAAGGGUCGUACAAGAGGCCUUGGACAAAGCACGCGCUGGUCGGACAUGCCUUGUCAUUGCACAUCGUCUCUCCACAAUACAAAAUUCGGACCGCAUCGCCAUUCUCCAUAAAGGUGAGGUAGUAGAACUCGGCAGUCAUUCUGAACUACUCGCCAAGAAAGGAAUUUAUUACAAACUCAGCCAGCAUAACAACAAAAAGACUGAAUUUUAAAAAAGCGUUGUAUGCAUGUAAUGAGCAUUAUGAGCAAACAUGUCGUCUACAUAGAACUAAAUGCUAGCAGAAAAAGUUGAUGGCGUUUUAUUGUAUACGUUGACACCAAGUAGUAUUCAUGUGAAGAUAAAUUCUGAGUGUUGUUUCUAUAUUAAGGUACGUUUUAUAUUGAUACAAUUGCCGCCCUUAAAUGGUUUUUAAUCUGAGGACACCGUCUUCAUGUGACCACAAUUGUUGCAAGGAGGCGACACCAUGAAAAAACGCUCAUAGUUAUGGAUUUCUACAACAUAUCUAUUUAUUUCCCCACUUGUACGCAUGCACAAAUGAACGCGCUAUUCCAUAGUCGGCGGACUUCUAUGAACACUUAAAAACGAUUAUUCAACAAAAUUGUUUUUGGUAGAAGCGAAAUGAUUUCGAAUUAAAAAAUAAUUUAUAAUAUAUAUUCAGACAUACACACAGGGAAAAUAUACAGGUCUGUCAUUGCCUAUUUUGCUUAUUGAAAUUAUUGGUAUUGGUCGUAUAUUAAAUAAUCAAGAUUGUGUAUACAAAUGUAGCUAAGUUUUAAACAGCUCAGGGCUGCCUAUUACCAGGCAAUCCUCAUUAGAAGAGAACAUUUUAAUUGGUUAAUAUUCAAUACAUUUUAAGUACACAAUGAUCCUGCUAUCGAGGCUCACAGUUCAGAGAUGUUUGGUGCGAAAGAUUGCUCAUCAGCACACAGUUCCGGAAAAUUUAUGAUAACUAUUUAUUUGUUCAGCACAUUGUUUAAGAUAUGCACGACCAUUUAACCAUCCACCUUGUAAUUGUGUGCCGUUAUUUUAAAUGUUAUGUACAUGUUAUUGUUUUUGUUUUAUUUAUUUUUCCUCUUAAUUUUUGCCUGCAGUAGAACGUAUUGAUCCGUUUUCGUUGUCAUAUCACGCCGACAAUUUAUUGUAGAGUUUAAGGAAUAGGAUAUAAAUGUUGUUUACAUAAGAACAGCUGAAUGAUUUUUGUUUAUCUUGAUAUAAAGUUUGUCUUCGGAGCGGAAGCAUUUUUGUCAUCACACGUUGUCUUCAGUCUGUCAGACUAUUUUUGUCUACAAUAUCUCUGAGAGAGUGUAAGGUCUUAUUUGAUAUAACAAUGUCUUUCCAAAUAUCACCAGAAGGUAAAGAAAUGUCAUAUAUUUAUCGCAUAUGCUUGUUUUCAGAAUGACAAUUAAGGGGCAAAUAGGGGUACUUUUUCUUUUAAAGAUAUUAGUUCAUAUCAGAAUCAUAAAAAAUGAUAUCCUUCCCCAGUCAGAAUUUAAUGUAUUUUUUCUUUAAUUUACGCUUUUGAUUAUCUUGUUUGGUAAAGUGUGGUUGAUUACCUUGUCUUUACAUUAAAUACAUCAGAUGGUCAAGCCGGAUUAUAUCAGACCUGUUCAACUUGGUACUGUUGAGCUUAUACAGUUGGUCAGAGAUUUACAUCUUUCAAUAAUAUUUAUUAGAUUUUGAAAUGUCUUUACCUCAGCUUAACAUUAGAUUCAACCUGAAAUAGGUUAUAUGUAUGUUAAUAGGCAUAUGGUCAGACCAGCUUGUUCAUAUAGCAAUAUUUCUGCAAAAAUAUUUGUAUAUGUAUAGAUGUUCAAUUUUGUGUAAAUUUAGACUCUUUCAAAUCAAACACCGCUUAUAAUCUGUCUGAGCCAUGCCAGUGGAACAGAUUAUAAUUUUGAUAAAGCAGCUAAGUAAUUUAGAAUCUUUUAAAAAGAAAACAAUGACAUAAAAAUCGCCACAACUUCACAGGUAAAUUUAAACUGCGUAAACUUUUGUAUAUUGUUGUAAGGCCAUUUUAUUACUUUAUGUCUAUAUUUCUUUCACAUUUAAUCAUAUAUAAAUCCGGCAAUUCUUGUUGAUUUUGCGUUACAUUACCAUAUGUCAAUUUAUUCAGUGCCUUGCCUUGAUAAUUGUUUUCGUUGUAUUAUUAAAUGACCAUUUGGUUCCUCAGGUUUAUCAUUUUAGAGCCAGUAUAUGUUGACAACUUUUAGUUAUUCACAUUUUCCAUGGUCUUGCCUUGAAAUUGAAUGAUUAUCUUGUAUUAUCUUUUGCAGUUCAGGUAUUAGUUACUUUCAAUAUCUUCAGGGUAAUGGUGUCUUGCCAAUACUGCAUCGGGAGAUAAUUUCGAGCUGAAUUAAAUUUCACUAUUAUGGGCCUUUUAUUUCAUUUUCAUUUUACUGGUAAUAUUUAUAUGACAUAUCUAGAAUGACACUGGGAAAAUCAAUGUUGGGUUGUCGGGUGGCGCAGUGGAUAUCGCAAUUGUUGUAAAAUAGAAUAAAAAUAAAAUAUUUAUAUUUAUAGUCGUAUUACGUAUCCUAACUGAUAAUGGUCAUAGUGGUAUGAAAUAUAAACACUGGAACAGGUAGUAGAUCUAUUAAAAAUGAACGUCGAGACUGGUGUUCAAUUCGAGUUUGUAAACUGUAGUGAGUUCUUGUGUGUUUACUUAAUCAUAAUAUUGGAGCCGCAAUCUAUACUUUUUAUGUUAUCGAAUAAUGAUUUAUUUUAUGCAAUGGUCAUUUCAUUGUCUCUGUUAAUGUUUUCUAGAUCUGACAAUCGUCAUGAGGACCCUAUUGACGGUCAAAGUCAAUGUUCUGUAUCUUGUAAUUGCUAGAAUCAAUUAAAAAUCAUGUACAUCAACUAAUAUUUCGUAAGAAUGUUUUUAAUCUGUACUUUAAAUUUGAUUUGUUUUCAAUCAGAACUCCGUUCUCGAAACAUAUUAUUGUUAUUUAUUUGCUAGCCGUGUAUGUAUACAUAUAAAAGCAGGUAUCUGCAUUACUCCUCAAAAAAACAUAUUUACAUACAGCUUCUCACCUGUUAUAUAAUCCAUGGCCAAAUUAAGCUACUUUUGUAACAGUAGUUUGGCCUUUAAGAACAUCAGGUAUUUCUACAAUGAUUGAAGACUUGCGCCAUCUACUUUAUAACCCUUAUUCCGUUUUCCUUUUAUCCAAGAAAGGUUUCCGUUGAUUCAGCUCGAUAACGAAAAAGAAAUCAGCUUAAAAUCGUGUAACAAAAUGGUAUUGAAACAAGUACCUUUACCAUCAGUGCGUAAUAUUUAACUGUCAACAUGACAAAAUAUCUAAAUACAAAUUUCAAAACAUCCAUGAUAAAUGAACUAUGAUGCCUUCUAUAACAAUAAUAAUAUAAUGGAUGGAUGGGAUAAAUUAAUUAAAAAUUCAAUUCAAGGUUAAUUGUUAUAGAUUCUGUAUCACUUCAUGAAUUUUGAUUAAUAAUAUAAUGCUUUAAAAGUCACCAGUAUACUGUCUAGCACGAAUCACACAUAAGUUGUAUUAUAUAAAUGACAAAGAUCACAGGCAUACUGUGUAAGGCAGCUAUACCUAUUAUAAACUAUAGGCAUCCUAUUGAAGGAAGAUAUAUCUAAUACAAACUAUAGGCAUGCUGUGUAUGAAUCAAAAAUCACAAGUAUAAUAUUUACAAGUACAAUCAUUUCAAUGAUAUUAUCAAUAAUUUUCACGAUAAGGCUACGUAUAUAGUUCCACUAUAUGAAUGAAUGCUUUGCUGCGAAGAAACUUAUGACAAGGUUUAUGUUGUCAUAAGUUUCUUAAGGACAAAACAAAACGGACACACGCUUUUCUGUGUGAUCUAAUAUUUUCAUAUCGUUACAAUCCUAUUUUGUGAUCAGAUGUUGUUUGCGGUUCAUUUUAUUAGCAAAUAUGAAAAUUGCGUUAUCUCUUAUUGUAUUUUGUUAUCAAAUAUAUGUAUACCAUUUAUUUUGUGAAACCUUGAGUACUCUUUGAUUUGGCACCAGACACAAUAGCAGGCUGUAUUUGAUUUGUUAUUUGUAUACGUUUUUAUGCCGUAUAUCUAUAUCAGACAUUUCAAUUGUUUACAAUAUCUUGUGUGACCAGUUAUUUGUAUGCAGCAUGUUUUGUUAUUAGUCAUUUAUAUACAGAUUGUUAUGUUAUUAGAUAUUUGUAUACGGUAUACUUUGAUAUAUGACAUUUGUAUACUAUAUAUUUUGUCCAAUGACAAUUGAAUGAGGUUAAUUUUGCUACAUUUGCUCAGCAACAUAUCAUUGAAAUGCAUAGAAUAUGUGCUUCACGUUAGCCCAAGUUGAGACGUCACCGAUCUUAUUGUUAAAACACUGACUUUGUAACUGAAGCAUGGAAUACAACCAUUUUGAAAUGUAAAUAUAAGUAAUGUAUGUUUUCCAAAGGAAGUAUAAUUGUCGACCACCACAUACUGUAAUUCCUGACAAACAUACAUCCAACCUUAUCAUGUUUUAUUAGGUCAAUCAGCGGUAGCAACCUCUUUUGUAUGAUUACUAAAUCAUUUGUGAAAUAUUUAAUGCGUAUGUAUCGUAUAUCAUUUAACAUUGGUGUACGGUAUAUUUUGUGUUCAAACAUUGAAAAUA